Salvia splendens (bonfire salvia) is the source of this 1035-nucleotide messenger RNA. RefSeq lists its product as uncharacterized. The record is from RefSeq and is a predicted model, not a curated record. Bases 1 to 1035 code for a protein of 344 amino acids. NCBI's taxonomy places the organism in Eukaryota, Viridiplantae, Streptophyta, Magnoliopsida, Lamiales, Lamiaceae. The transcript is spliced from 4 exons.
AUGGCAUCAAGAUUUGAAGCCGAAAAGUUCACAGCAGGGUCUAUCUUCGGCUCUGACGAAAGGAGCGAAGGAGACGACAAGGAGGCAGAGGCCUCGGAUGGAAAAUCUGAUUCGAAAGAUGCGGAGAUUGAAGCGAAAGCAUUCAGCACGAUUGUGUUAUGUCUCGGAGAUAAAGUUAUGAGGGAAAUAUCUAGAGAAACUACAGCGGCAGGUAUCAUGGCUAAGCUUGAGGAUUUAUAUCUUACGAAGCAGCGCUUAUAUUCAUACAAGUUUGUGGAUGGAAAGUCAAUUUUAGAGCAGUUAGAGGAUUUCAAUAAGAAUCUACGCGAUGCAAUUCUUUAUGGCCGAGAGAAGACCAUCACACUUCUUGAGGUGCAAUCGGCCUUGAGGUCUAAAGAACUGCAGAAGGGAGAAGAAAGAUCUGCUAAUCCUAUGUUUGAGAGCUUAAAUAUCAAGAAGUUCAAAGGAAAGAAGCCAUUCAAGAGGUUCAAUGAGGCCUACAAACCUGCACCAACAACUGAUCACAGAGAAACCCGUUCUUGCCAUUGGUGCAAGAAACCGAAAUUGGGUGGAAAAACUGUGAAUACUACUCAGGCUGUGGAAGAUGAUGAAUCUCUAGUGGCUCUGAAUGUUAUGGAGCAUGUGGAGAAUGGUUCUUGGAUCAUGGAUUCCGGGUGCAGCUUCGAUUCCGGGUGCAGCUUCCACAUGAGCCCCAAUCUGCAUUGGUUUGAUGAUUUGAAGGAGAUUUCUGGAUCUGUAGUUCUUGGAAACAAUCAGAUUUGUGAAGUGAGGGGGAUGGGAACAAUAAGGCUAAGGGCUGACAGUGGCCGUUUGAUCAUUCUAAAUUCUGUUAGAUACAUUCCUGAGGUUAAAAGAAAUCUGGUGUCUCUGGGGUCCCUUGAGAGUAGAGGAUGCAGAGUAGUGUCUGAGAAUGGGGAGAUGAUAGUGAGCAAGGAUGGGAAGGUGCUCAUGAAGGCUAGGAGAAAGGGAAGCCUAUACUAUAUGUCAGCCACAGUCUUGACAAAAUCUGGAUGA